AUGGCCACCCAAGCCAAGUACGCACAUCUACUCCCGCCGUCAUGGAAGCAUGUGGUGCAAGACUGGCUCCGAGAAGACUGCCCAGCCUUUGAUUGGGGUGGCUACGUUGUAGGUGAUGCUUUUCGCACAGCGACGCUGUGGUGCAAGCAGGAAGGCGUGCUGGCUGGCGUGCCGUUCGUGGAUGCCAUCUUUGAGCAGUUGCAAUGCGACGUGCGCUGGCUCUUUGAAGAGGGGCGAUACCUGACAGCCAGCGACAAUGUCGAUGACGUGGCCUAUGGCACGGUCAAAAUCGCUGUGGCGCAAGUUUCGGGGCCUGUGCGAAACUUGCUGCUGGGCGAGCGUGUGGCGCUGAACACGCUCGCCCGGUGUUCAGGCAUUGCCACAGCUUCGCGCGAUCUGCUAGAUGCUUCGCGUGCGGCUGGCUUCGAGGGUAUCGUGGCUGGCACCCGCAAGACAACGCCAGGUUUCCGCCUGGUGGAAAAGUAUGGUAUGAUUGUGGGUGGCGUGGAUGCGCAUCGCUAUGAUCUGAGUAGUAUGGUCAUGCUCAAAGAUAAUCACGUAUGGAGCACGGGAUCGAUCACGUCGGCUGUGACUACGGCGCGCCGGGCUGCCGGCUUCUCUAUUCGCAUUGAUGUCGAAGUGCCAUCGUACCGAGAAGCCCGAGAGGCGAUUUGUGCUGGCGCGGAUGUGGUGAUGCUCGACAAUAUGGCCGGAGACGAGCUGGUGCAGACGGCACAGCGCCUCAAGGAAGAACUAGGCAAGGACUAUCAUUUCCUAUUGGAAAGCAGUGGCGGAAUUACCUUAGCCAAUCUCUCGACGGGACAGCGGGUGAACCAUGCCAUUGACAUUAUUUCUACGAGCUCCAUCCAUCAGUCGACACGGCAUAUUGAUUUUAGUCUGAAAGUGGACCACUAG
Molecule: messenger RNA, 915 nt
Organism: Malassezia restricta
Lineage: Eukaryota; Fungi; Basidiomycota; Malasseziomycetes; Malasseziales; Malasseziaceae
Product: nicotinate-nucleotide pyrophosphorylase (carboxylating)
Exons: 2
Coding region: 1-915 (304 amino acids)
Biological process (GO): NAD+ biosynthetic process; quinolinate catabolic process
Cellular component (GO): cytoplasm
Molecular function (GO): nicotinate-nucleotide diphosphorylase (carboxylating) activity
Source: RefSeq, a predicted model, not a curated record